Messenger RNA from Manis javanica (Malayan pangolin), 8447 nucleotides. The record is from RefSeq and is a predicted model, not a curated record. NCBI's taxonomy places the organism in Eukaryota, Metazoa, Chordata, Mammalia, Pholidota, Manidae.
GCCCGGACGCCGGCGGGGCCGCCGAGGCUGCUGUGAGAGGGCGCCCGCGGCUGCUGGGGAGCAGACAGGCGAGGGAGGCGGGGAGGCGGCGGCCGCGCUAGCUCGCCUGCUCGGCCGCUUCCCGGCGCCGCUGCGGGUCCGCCGCCGCUCGUCCUGCCGGCCCGCUGCUCCGCUGAGCGCCGCGGGAGCUGCCGCGCGUUGGCCGCGUUCCGCCUCCGUCCGGGAGUCGCGCGCGCCGGCGGACUCAGCGCGGAGGGCGAGCCGGCGCCACACCUGUGGAGCCGGCGGCCGUCGUGGGUGCCGGCCGGGGUCCUGCCGCGCGCGUGCUCGGGGCUGCGGGCCGCCGGGGCCCCGGGGGAGGCGCGUCCCCCAGCUGCGCGGAGCGGGCACCAUGGGGCUCCCCGCGCUUGAAUUCAGCGACUGCUGCCUGGACAGUCCUCACUUCCGAGAGACGCUCAAGUCGCACGAAGCGGAGCUGGACAAGACCAACAAAUUCAUCAAGGAGCUCAUCAAGGACGGGAAGUCCCUCAUCAGCGCGCUCAAGAAUUUGUCUUCAGCGAAGCGGAAAUUUGCUGAUUCUUUAAAUGAAUUUAAAUUUCAGUGCAUAGGAGAUGCAGAAACAGAUGAUGAAAUGUGUAUAGCAAGGUCUUUGCAGGAGUUUGCCACUGUCCUUCGGAAUCUCGAAGAUGAGCGGAUACGGAUGAUUGAGAAUGCCAGCGAGGUGCUCAUCACUCCCUUGGAGAAGUUUCGGAAGGAGCAGAUUGGGGCUGCCAAGGAGGCCAAAAAGAAGUAUGACAAAGAGACAGAGAAGUAUUGUGGAAUCCUAGAAAAACACUUGAACCUGUCUUCCAAAAAGAAAGAAUCUCAGCUGCAGGAGGCAGACAGCCAAGUGGACUUGGUCCGGCAGCAUUUCUAUGAAGUAUCCCUGGAGUAUGUCUUCAAGGUGCAGGAAGUCCAAGAGAGAAAGAUGUUCGAGUUCGUGGAGCCUCUGCUGGCGUUCUUGCAAGGACUCUUCACUUUCUAUCACCACGGUUAUGAGCUGGCCAAGGAUUUCGGCGACUUUAAGACCCAGCUGACCAUCAGCAUACAGAACACAAGAAAUCGCUUUGAGGGCACCAGGUCAGAAGUGGAAUCACUGAUGAAAAAGAUGAAGGAGAAUCCCCUCGACCACAAGACCAUCAGCCCCUACACCAUGGAAGGGUACCUGUACGUUCAGGAGAAACGUCACUUUGGCACUUCUUGGGUGAAGCACUACUGUACGUAUCAACGGGACUCCAAACAAAUCACCAUGGUACCAUUUGACCAGAAGUCAGGAGGAAAGGGGGGAGAAGAUGAAUCAGUCACCCUCAAAUCCUGCACACGGCGAAAAACAGACUCUAUUGAGAAGAGGUUUUGCUUCGAUGUAGAAGCGGUAGACAGGCCGGGGGUCAUCACCAUGCAGGCGCUGUCGGAAGAGGACCGGAGGCUGUGGAUGGAAGCCAUGGACGGCCGGGAACCUGUAUGGAACAAGAACAGAGAGAGCAGAACCAGAGCCACUGCACAGUUGGACACCAUUGGCUUCAGCAUUAUCAGGAAAUGCAUCCAUGCUGUGGAAACCAGAGGGAUCAAUGAGCAAGGGCUCUACAGAAUCGUGGGCGUCAAUUCCAGAGUGCAGAAGCUGCUCAGUGUCCUAAUGGACCCCAAAACGGCUUCUGAAACAGAAACGGAUAUCUGUGCCGAGUGGGAGAUUAAGACCAUCACUAGUGCUUUGAAGACCUACCUAAGAAUGCUUCCAGGACCACUCAUGAUGUAUCAGUUUCAAAGAAGUUUCAUCAAAGCAGCAAAGCUGGAGAACCAGGAGUCUCGGGUCUCUGAAAUCCACAGCCUUGUUCAUCGGCUCCCGGAGAAAAACAGGCAGAUGUUACAGCUGCUCAUGAACCACUUGGCAAAUGUUGCAAACAACCAUAAGCAGAAUUUGAUGACGGUGGCAAACCUUGGCGUGGUGUUUGGCCCCACCCUGCUGCGUCCACAGGAAGAAACCGUCGCUGCCAUCAUGGACAUCAAAUUCCAGAACAUCGUCAUUGAAAUCCUGAUAGAAAACCACGAGAAGAUAUUUAACACCGUGCCCGAUAUGCCUCUCACCAAUGCCCAGCUGCACCUGGCUCGGAAGAAGAGCAGUGACUCCAAGCCCCCGUCCUGCAGCGAGAGGCCCCUGACACUCUUCCACGCCGUGCAGUCAACAGAGAAACAGGAACAAAGAAACAGCAUCAUCAACUCCAGUUUGGAAUCUGUCGUCUCAUCGAAUACAAACAGCAUCCUUAAUUCCAGCAGCAGCUUACAGCCCAACAUGAACUCCAGUGACCCAGACCUGCAUGUGCUCAAACCCACGCGGCCCAACUCACUCACACCAUUCCGGAAGGCGAAAGCCCUGUAUGCGUGCAAGUUGCCAGUGCGCAUGCGGGCACACACACAUGCACGUGCCCGCGCACACACACACAUGCACGUGCCCGCGCACACGCGCACGCACACACACGAGCACCACCCCAUUCCACCCCCCUCCGCCUCCUGCCCUGUCUGCAAUGUCAUCCCUUCAUGCUGUCUCUCCCCUUCCUGUGCAGUUCAUCCAUCUCAGGAGCCUGGCUGGUUGGAGGGGACUCUGAAUGGAAAGACCGGCCUCAUCCCUGAGAACUACGUGGAGUUCCUCUAACCGUGGGCCGCUGCGGAACUGCUGAGCUUUCUCUGGUGUCCAUGACAGCUGCUGAUCCCAGGGCUGUAGGCCAGUUCUCUUUGCCGCUGAGAAAUGCAAGUGACCGACCCUGCUGCUCUCUGUCCACGUGAAUGUUUCUGUGAACUCCGGCGCCACUCACCCCCUGAUCAUCUCAGCUGACUCGCAGUGAUACUGCAGGAAGCAGAAGUAAAUCAGCUGGAGGCCAUUCGAUGCUGAUAAGCGAGAGAAAGGCUCGCAAAGCCAGGUGGUUCUCUCAUUUAGCGCCUGAUCAGGGGACGCUCACGUUGCUUCAGUAGUCUCCCAAGCCCCAGCCUUCUGGAGAAGGAAGUAGGUAAGAUGUAAGUAGUCCCUGAGAGCUUGUGGGGUGGCUGAGUGUGACAGAGCUGGGCAGUGCCUCUGAAGUCCAGGCUGGCUCCACUGCUUCUGUUUACAGCGGGCACUCUCUCUACCCCACCUCUAAGUGCUUGAGACGCCGUGGCCAGGCCGCUGGGUCUGUUUGUUUGCAUGCAGGAUGUGGGGGUUACGGCGCUGUUUACGUAUGAUCCAAUCUCUCACCAUCUCUAAAGCAGCCGUUGGCCCAGCAUCAGCAGAAUUCAGUCCAGUCCUCAUGCAAGGGGACACACGCACCCCGUGCUCCCUGCCUCCCACACUAGGAACUUCUCUGCCACCAAGGGCUGCCAUCGCCUCGUAACCACGGCAACCUAGCCCGCUCUCAAACCAAACCAAAAGAUAACACUCUCUGCAUGACGUCCCUCCGCCCCACCCUGUGUGGUAGGUUUUCAAACCUGAAGCAGAAGAUCAUGGAAUCAGAGUGGUCUCCUUGGGCAGACAGAUUAGCAGCUGGGACCUAUUCCCUUUCUGAUGAAUUUCAGCAACAUCAGGAUAUAUUUGGAGCAAACCCUAGUAACGUCUUGAGAUUAAACAGGCUUAAUAGUUCUGUUCUUCCAUGCAACUACUAUUUGUUUUCUAGAGGGUAGUCUGCCAGUCACCAAUGGGUGAUACCCUCCCUUUAAUUCAUUUCCUCAUGGCCUCCUGUUUACCUGUCCCUUCCCUUGGCAGGGCUACUGACCACUGAUGCCCUGGCAUUUUUCAGGGAUGAUUCCUGGGCCAACCCCAUGGCCUAGCAGGACAUAUAUGUUCACUGCCACUCAGAAAAAAAGGGAAUUGUUUCUCAGGCUAUUGACACAUGGGACUAAUAUCAUAAGCCAUUGUGAUUCAGAAAGACAUCAGAAGGUUGGGGCUUGGAAGGUGGAAUGGGUACCUUCUGAGAAAGAGAAUUUCUGGGUCUCGAAGGGGCUGGGUCUCAGGAAGGCUGCCUCGGGGCUGGGGGGGAGCUCGGCCUGAACAUUCCACACCCACCUGGCCUCCAAGUAACACAGUCGCCGUUAUCUUCCACAUUUGAAUGUCCCUGCGAGAGUGACUCUGGGCGGACACGCUCCAGACCAAUGGGCUGUCAAGCCCCCAGGAGCCUCUCAGGGCGGCAACAUUGCUCCGAGUGUUUCCUGCUUCUGGGAUUCCAAUUUAGGAAAGUUUAAAGAAGAACAGGAAAGACUUGAAUUGUGUUGAAUUACUGUAUCUUUUUUUUAUUUACAUGUUUUUUUCGAAAAGAUAAUUUGUAAAUAGAGUGAUUUCAAAUACUAUAUGGCAAAGUUUUAUAUUUGAUAUUCUUUAAGCUACUUGCUCCACACAUUAAAGCUUUGAUGCCGAAUGAGUGUGUAAGAGGGGGAGGGAGGGGGCGAGGCCGCGAGGAACCGAGGCCGUCCCCCCCUGGCCUCCAAGGGGGAGGAGACGCCUCACACACUCUCUGCCGACUCUGGGCAGGCGUCACGUGUUGACGGCGAUGAGUCUUCUUUACCCAGAUGUGUUUCUGAGCAUUUCUUGGCCUUUGGAUUUGGAAAUGGAAAGAGCAUCUUCAGACAAUGAGUUUUUCAAAGAGCUCCUACUUGGUAGUAAGACGAAGCUCAGGAUCGGUGAGGCCAGGGGUUUGUUUUUUUUUUUCAUUUUUCUUCUCAGGUGUAUCUUGGGUACCCCAAGAUAUCGGGACAGAAGGAGAUGGGAUAGUGAGACCUCCUUGUAGGUAACUCUUCCGCACAUCUUCUAAAUGAGGUCAAGGCAGUUUGCAAAGGUUACGGUUUUGUGAGUUCCAAGAAAAACUGGCUUAUUAGGAUCUUCAGUUCUCAAUAUGCAGCUGCUUCCCCUUUCCCUAAAUGUAUUUAUGCCCUUCCUGUUCAUCUCAGAUUUCCUGUAAUCCCCACAUAAGAGGAAAGACUCCAGAGGGAUGGAGAUUAUGCAAUUAGAGCUUCAUGGCUUUAAAGCUAAGAGAGGUUUGUCAUUGUGAUUCAGUUCUCCUCAGCCUAAGGCUUCCACAGCUACUACCCAGGAGCUCACCCAGUGGCAGCUGAGAUACUACCACUGAGCCAGGGAACCAGAACUGAGACUGGAAAAGACCAGGAUAAGCCUCAGAAAAUGGUCGUUGAAAACCCAAGCAGAAAGCGAAUGUAUGAACAGGCAACCCCUCCUCCCAGCAGACCAACAGCUUGGGGACCUGUCAGAGGGGCCUGCGGGGACAGGCAUGCUGGGUACCACUGUCCUUUACCAGUGAGGAAAGAGUGUGACAUAGUGCUUUUAACACACUUGCCAUUUUAAAUUGUCGCCUGCCCCUUGGGACUGUGACCAGAGCUAGCACGGAAGAGCAGAAGCCCAGGCGCUGGCCGCAGGGGUUCCUGGCCGACGCAUACCUGUCAGUCCUUGGCCCCAGCCCGACUGCUUGGAAGCAUGUUCCUCCUUCCCCAGCUGGCCCUGGUCUGAAGCCAGGGGGAAACAGAGCCACUGCCCAGGGAAAUGUUUAGGUCGACCCCUUCCCAGCCUCCCUGGGGCCAUGCUGGGCCUGGGACAGAUGGCUGCUCUGUUUCCUUCUCCAGCCAGGCUUCCCUCCUCCCCGUUGGCUGCAGAACUGGAGAAACCCUUCAGAAUGUGAUCCAGCAAAUAGGAAGGAAUUUGAGGACUAAAAAUAGACUGUAUCCUCUCUACCAGCAGUGCCCCCACCCCCAACUCCCUCCGCUUGAAUAGGGAGCUUUGGGUGAGGUCAGGGGAGCGAAGCAGCUGUCAGAACAGGAGACCACCACCCAAGGUCCCCGAGUUUCCUGGGAGCCUUGCGUGUCCUGUGGGAGGCCUUGGGAUCAGCUUGGCACACAGAGCCUGAAUCUUUUUUGGGUAAUAUAAUCAGUGUCUCAGUCCUCCUAAAGGUCCUCAAAGAAUUCCACAGCUGCAGAAUGCCAUGCCACGAGAAGGUGACUGGCUUCAAAGCCCUGCUCCCAAGCAAGUAAAUUCCUGCCUUGUUCAAGACUGGCAAUAUUCUUUCUUGUUUUCAAGAGUAAACAGGGAUGGACCGACCCUGUAUAGCAUCACCUUCUUUGGUAUCCUAUUCUUAGAGCCAGUUUUUAGCUUAGUGUUUUAGUAUUUCUACAGCCAAUAUGUUUUCUUCUUCAGACCAAACUCUUUUUCAACGUAAUUCCAGCUCAUCUCCUCCUGCUCAGCGCUUUUUGGACAAAGAGAGAAAGAAAAAUGAGCGAUCAAAUAUUAGCAGACUGGCAUUAGCAGGACAGAGCCAUGCUACUGACAAGGUCAUUUCAGGCCUUUGCCAGGACUCCAAGGACGGACGUGCCCUACCUGUGGCUCGAAGGGAAGUCCUUCCACAAACUGAGUCUGUGUCCCCUGAAAACAGCAACCCCGGGCACACCAAACGCGCUGUCUUAACCACAGAGCUCCAGAAGCAUCCGUGGUUGAGGCUGACUGAAGGCAGAAAUAACCCGCUAAAGAGAACUUGAUCAUCUGUUCAUCACUGUCUGUUGGCACCUUUUAUCCUCUGGCUUCUUAUUCCAAAAGCAAGUUGGAACCACCCAGUUUCAUAGGUGCAGGGCUGCCAGUGGCCUCCACGGCACUCAGCUUGCCCUAGGAUUGAACGUUUAAUGAGCAACCCCAUUACCCACAGUGGUAGCCGCGUUGAAGAAACAACAGCCUCUUAGCUGCCUGACUUCAAAAGGAACAUCCUAGGUGUUCUGUCUCGGGACCUGUCAAUCAUCUCUGGCAAAGUGGACAGUGAUCGGUUACCUAGACAACCCUGCCCCACGUCUCACACACCCUGCGCUGCUGUUUAAAACUGGGUCUCAUGCCCAAAUGUGUUUGGCAGUCAUGCUGAUCUGCUGGGUGCUGAACCGCUUCUCUGUAAUUGUAGCAUCAAAAUGACAACGGCAGCAGAGCAAGGAACCUUGCGCAACCCUACAGCAUGCCUGAGACAAGGCUCAAACAAGUAAUAAUUAGCUUUUUUCCUUUCGCCGCCUACAGUACUUGUCUAACUUAAGAGCUUCCCGGAGCAGAGGGAGAGGCACACAGAGAAUCCAGACAUCAUUCAGAGGCAGCCUUUGCUGAAAUGUGGUCUUCUAAUGGAAGCACUUAUAUUCUUGGGAGAAAAUGUCUAGAUCUAAAGUGAUGCUAGGAGCAGAGAGAACAGUGAAUCAUACUGAAGAACUUCAGAUUUGUUUUAAAAGGGAUAAACACAGUUCUUAAUAGGAGAAAAAAAUCUAUCACAGGGAAAGUUCACAAAUGAUUUUUUUACCAAAGUGUUACAGGAUGCUAUAAGAUGGAAGCAUCUUUCAAGACGGAAUGCUUUAGAAUGCAUAGGCUUGGCACCAUCCUAGAUCCAUGGAAGGGCAGUAAUUACUACUAUGUCAAAAUUCUCUUCAGUGUAGUCGUUGAGAUCCAGAAUAUUGAUAAUCAGAACAUCAGAAUUACCUGGAGCAGUCCUGGAUACAUCAGGACAUUCUACACCAUUCUACAUGGGCCAUUCUACAAAGUCAUCUGAAUGGGCACCUGUAAGCAGGCUCCUUGGGUAUCCAGAUGCAAAGGUCAGCCUCGUACCCUUGACAAGAGGUUCACCUGAUGAUUCUAAAGUAUGUAUGUAUUAGUAUCCGUGUAUGUGUAUGUACAGCACAUAUUUACGUGUGUUAAGAUACAGACGCCCAGCCAGGAACCCGCAUAAGCUGGCAGUUGCUCAGCCUUCACAGCCAUUACGGUGCAGAUGUUAAGAAUUAGAGGAACGCGAGAGGCCGGCAGUUGACUAUCAAAGUGAUCAAAGAUGUAAAUUAAGUGCCAUUUUAAAACUUUGUUCAUAUUUAUCAAAUGAUUACUAUCUACAGCUAUAUUCCUUAUUAACUUAUUAAAACUCAUGUUGAAAGAUCAAAUUCAUAAAUGUUUAGUAGCUAAUACUAGGCUAGUGUUCAAAAGCACUCUAAAAGACCUUUUGUCCGUAUUUUGGAGAAGGAAAUAUGUGCAUGUUUAAUUCAUAAUCUAGGCUACCUUUGAGUAUACUGUAAAGUGCUGUGUGAUAUAAUAUCAAUAAAGUACUUAAAAAUGGCACUUUAAUGUUUUCCUUGAAACCAUAAAUUAUGCACUGUUUUAAACUUCAGUAUUGAGUAUUGACUUGUGUGUAAAAUCCAAUUCUGUAAUUAAAAAGUAAUUUGUGACUAGAAUAGAACUUUUUCCCUGUUAUUAGUCAAACGGCUUUGCCAUGUUGAGGCUUUAAAAAACAGAAAUGUGCUUUUGAGUCACUAAGUGUAUCUAUAAAGAAAAUUUCUAUUGAGUGGCCUCUGAAAUGGCUUUCUUACAUUUGGUUGGUUUAUGUGACAAUCCUUAUGAAAUGAGUAGAAGUAUGAUUUUGGAAUUAAAUGACUUUUCCAUUUGC